Colletotrichum higginsianum IMI 349063 is the source of this 1581-nucleotide messenger RNA. RefSeq lists its product as uncharacterized. The record is from RefSeq and is a predicted model, not a curated record. Lineage: Eukaryota; Fungi; Ascomycota; Sordariomycetes; Glomerellales; Glomerellaceae. The transcript is spliced from 3 exons. Bases 1 to 1581 code for a protein of 526 amino acids.
AUGACGUCCCAGCACAUCCUGGCCACGGCACCCUCCCAAGAUGCCAUUCUCAGGUCCCUCCUCGAGGAUGUCCGGACUUACAAUGCGCGCCAGCCACCUCACGCCGGCCUGCGCGAGUGUGAUCUUUACGCGGAAAUGCCCUUGCUUCUCAACCUGCCUGGCGCGCCCCUCGCAUGCAGAGAACCCCCCGCCGAGUUCGAGGCCGUCAACAUGCACUUCUCAGCCCGAGUGCACGCCUUCUUCAACGCACUGCGCGACUUAGAGGACAUGUCAAGCAAGAAGUCCCCGGACGAGCUGGACCUGAUCCGCCAAGACGAUGGCCUUUGGGCCGCCAUCCGCAUCGUCAACCAGUCCUUCGACAUCGACCCGGACUGCUUACACCGCACGUUCCACACCCGUCGCCUCUCCGUCCGGGACCCGGACACCCUACCCCUCGUCAACCGCGUCACCCGACUGCGCGUGUUGCCCGAACCGGAUUUCUCCUCCGAGCCGGACAUGAACGCGGCUCACAUGCGGCCCGUCUGCCCGCGCGUGCCCCUCGAACUCGCCGCCCGCCUCCGUCGCCUUCGUGAGCUCGACUGUCCCUGGCUAUGGGAGCGCUUUCCCAUCGCCUUCUCAUCUCACGCGCUGCGAAGGUAUGCCCGCGUCUGGGAAGGCCCUUGGCAUGAUGCCCGCGCCGACUUCGGCCGGGGAGUACGCCAUGUUUUGCCCUCGUUGCCAUCCUCCCUCACCAAGGCCCGUCUCUGGUUUUGGAAGCCCAACCCCCGCGGGGACGACAUGGACCAAGCGGCGCCGAUGCCUGACCUUGUCGGCGCGUCAUCAUCAUUGUCUUCGUUGACCCCUGAGUUUGAAGGCAUCGACCCUGUUUCUCUCGGACUGCGUAUCCUGGGGAGUCGGCUGGAGAAACUCGACAUCCGCGCGCUCAUCACCCCCGACCUUUUCCUUUCCGGUGGUGACGGUGCAAGAGAUCCCUUUACGUCAUGGCCACACAUGCGGCACCUUAGAAAUUUCACCCUUGCGCGCCCGACGGCAGCUGGUACUUUUCCGGGCCGCGAGGCGAAGAUCCCCAUGCCGCUGCCGCCUGGUCAGGAGGAUGCUGACGAGACGCACACCUUGUGGUCCCUUGACGAGGACGAAUACACGGGCGACGACGAGGUGAGCAACGCCCGCCAACUCGACAUGUUCCGUACGCUCCCCAUCGCGGGGCGCAUCAACCCUUUGCUCAUGGCGUUUGCCUCGUCCCUCCAACGACAAAGGACGCCAUCUCUCCAAGACGCCGAGCUAUUCACCUGGCUUACGUGGCGGCCCUCCGAGGAGCGUGCUCAAGAGUAUGAAGGCAGUGACGACGCGCCUCUCUCGGACGAGGAUGAGACCGUCAUGUUCCGAUGGGGAGUGAGGUACGAGGCGCCCAAAGGGGAUGGGAGGGGAAAAGUGACGUGGCAUGUCGGUGAGGACUGGAGGCCGGUAGACGAAGUCAUCCGGGCGUUCGAGGAUCUUGUGGGCGGUGACGGGGAGAACAUGGACUGGAAAGCGUUCGAGUUUGUAAAGAAGCGGGAGCAGGAUCUGGAAGUCUUCAUAUAA